AUGGAGGCCGCGACGGCGGCGGGCGCGGGGCCGGCGGCGCUUACGGCAGCCGCGGCCGGGGAGCGGCGGGGGGAGGCGGCGGCACCGGGCCCCUGCCCCGCCGGGCCCGCGGCCUUCCUCGGCCUCCCCGCGCCCUUCGGCGAGGAAGAUGAGGCCGACGUGCACAGGUGCGGCCGCUGCCAGGCGGAGUUCACGUCCCUGGAGGAGUUCGUCCAGCACAAGCUGCAGAAGGGCUGCCAGCGAGCCCCCGAGCCCGCCGCGCCGCCGCUCCUCCCGCAGCAGGAGGCACAAAAGGUCGUUCCCUCCGUCGAGGAGUCCAUAACGGUUGCCCAUAUAGUUGUUGAGGCGUCUUCAAUAGCAGAGGAGAUCGGCAACGCGUCAGCGAUAGUAGGUAGUGGGCACAUAAAAGAAGUCAUUGUUGCCGGAGACCACGUUUUUGAAAACCCAAAUGGUGAUGUUGACGGGGAAGUCGCUGAAGAACAAAGCAACCCUGAUGAUCAGGAGCAGGAUAUUUCCACAGAACUGAUAAAGGUUAAGCUUCUGGUUAACAAGGAAGGGCGAUAUGUGUGUGAAUUAUGCCAGAAGACGUUUAAAACAGCAAGCAUCCUCAAAGCUCACAUGAUCACUCACAGCAGCAGGAAGGACUAUGAAUGUAAACUCUGUGGAACUUCCUUUAGGACAAAGGGGUCUCUGAUUCGACACCAUCGGCGCCACACUGAUGAAAGACCUUACAAAUGCAAGAAAUGCGGAAAAAGCUUCCGGGAAUCGGGAGCUUUGACUCGGCACUUGAAAUCUCUGACGCCUUGCACCGAAAAAAUCCGCUUCAACGUGAACAAAGAAAUAGUCGUCAAUAAAGAUGACUUGCCCGCAGGUUCCUGCAGUUCAAACGCAGACACCGUUUCAUCAAUGGCGAGUGAAUCCAUUGAGACCUCGCCUGUGAUUCAUCUAGUGACAGAUGCAAAAGGCAACGUUCUUCAUGAAGUCCAUGUCCAAAUGCAGGAGCUUCCUGUCGUAGAUGAAAAAUCUCUGGACCGAGAUGAGCCACAUCCCGAGGAGCUGCCAUGUGAGGGGGAACCAAACAGCGAGAAUCUGCUGAGGCAGGCCAUGAGGAAUUCUGGCAUUGUGAUAGAGAGAGUUGCUGUGGAAGAAAUGCAGAAGCCAGAUGAGCCUGCUGUACCGGCUGCAGAAGAACUAGAAAACGAAGUGGUGGAAGCAGAAGAGGAGCCCUGUGGGGAACAGUGUGUUGAAAUAGAACAAGCGGAGUCUACAGAUGCAGAAAGAACAAAUGGGUACAAGAGUUACGUUUGCCCUCACUGUAAUGAAGCCUUCAGUGAAGCUACUUCCCUCGAAACACACGUGAAAGGCCAUUUAGAUUACAAGCCUUUUAAGUGUGAGGAGUGUGGCAAAGAGUUCACAAAGGGUUAUCUGCUAAAAAAGCAUCAAGAAGUGCACGUGAACGAACGGCGUUUCCGCUGUGGCGAGUGUGGCAAGCUCUACAAGACCAUCGCACAUGUGAAGGGGCAUCGGAGGGUGCAUUCUGACGAGCGACCGUAUUCCUGUCCAAAGUGUGGCAAGCGGUACAAGACAAAGAACGCCCAGCAAGUUCAUUUCCGUACGCAUUUAGAGGAUAAGCCUUACGUGUGUCAGUACUGCAGUCGGGGCUUUCGGGAAAAGGGCUCGCUGGUCCGCCACAUCCGCCAUCACACAGGGGAGAAGCCUUUCAAGUGUUACAAGUGCGGGCGAGGGUUUGCGGAGCACGGUACUCUCAACAGACACUUAAAGACCAAAGGUGGCUGCCUCCUGGCUUUGAAAGAGGUGGAGGAAGUGAUGGUGUCUGAGGAGAGUCAGUCGGCUGAUAAUUUAGCUGCAACAGUCAUCUCUGAGGAUCCUCAUACUGUUUUGGUAGAGUUUUCUUCAGUGGUGGCAGACACUCAGGAAUACAUUAUUGAGACUGCUACUGAAGACAUGGAGACCAGUGAAGCUACUGAAAUCAUAGAGGGAACAAGACAUGAGGUCGACAGCCACAUUAUGAAGGUUGUGCAACAAAUAGUAAAUCAAGCAAACUCUGGUCACCAGAUCAUUGUACAGAAUGUCACCGUGGCAGAAAACUCCGAGGUAACCACAGACGCUGCAGACACCAUCACCAUUGCGACCCCUGAAAGCCUCACGGAGCAGGUGGCUAUGACGCUGGCUUCUGCCAUCGGAGAAGGAGCAGUGCUGACUACAGAGGGUAGCAUCGAGACAGAAGAAGCGACAGUGACCAUGGUGGCAUCAGAGGACAUUGAAAUAAUGGAACACGCAGGAGAGUUUGUGAUCGCCUCCCAGGAGGGGGAGGUGGAAGUCCAGACUGUGAUUGUGUAAUCGCCAACGUGCAGCUACUGACAGAUGUUAAUGUAAAACUAAUUAUUUUUCUCCAGGUUGGGGAAUUUGAUCAAUUCUAAGUUUGCCAUUACAAUUGUUCAAAGAGCAAGGGAGGGAAUGCCUUAUAGGUAAGUGGCUUAACAGGAUGGUACAGGCCUGAGCUAUUUUCUGUUCAAAAUGGAAAUUAGUAGUUAAAAACCUCUGCGUGGGUAUACCGUGGAGGUGGCCGAUAUGCCACAUUUGAUGGUCUCAGUGUUUUGUACAGCUGCCUCAAAUAAA
This is a messenger RNA of Cygnus atratus (black swan), 2640 nucleotides long. It is a transcript of the gene E4F1, whose product is annotated as E4F transcription factor 1. NCBI's taxonomy places the organism in Eukaryota, Metazoa, Chordata, Aves, Anseriformes, Anatidae. The coding region runs from base 1 to 2361 and encodes 786 amino acids. The transcript is spliced from 14 exons. The record is from RefSeq and is a predicted model, not a curated record. Gene Ontology annotation, molecular function: RNA polymerase II cis-regulatory region sequence-specific DNA binding; DNA-binding transcription factor activity. Gene Ontology annotation, biological process: regulation of transcription by RNA polymerase II.